AUGAAGGGAGCUUCCAAGGUGAUAAUGGGAGCCACGGUGGCGAUGGUCAUCGGCCUAGGCUUCGUGCUCACCCUAGUUCUGAUGCUCCUAGCUGAGCUCUACUGCAACCUCAUUCUCCGCCGCCGCCGGCACCGCCAUCAGCCGGCGGUUUCCUCCCCUGAUACCACCACCAUCUCCACCUCCCCUCCUUCCAACCUCCCGGCGGUGGGUGUCCUCCAGCCUCCGAGAAGCUUCCUCUUCCCCAUCCCCGCAGCCAAAGAAGCCAAGAGGCCGAUCAACAGCCGCCGCAACGACGACGACGAGUCUCGCCACCACCAGCUCCACCACGUCCUCGAGCUCUACGACGGCUCGUCCAACGCCAGCCCGCAGCACAUCGGCCUCCUCCGCACCCCUUCCCCUCCAGAAAUCCCCGCCGCCGCCGUCGUUCACAAGGAAUCCCCUAACAACGCCGCCGAGCAUUUCGUUUACAUCUCCAAUCCCAUCUACGACAACCGCCCUCCCCUCGCCGUCGCCAAGACUAACAGCAACGACGGCGCCGAUUACAGCAGCGGCAGUGACACCCCGUUCGAAACCCCGGACUCGUCGCCUUCGCGGCUGGAGAGCGAUGGCGACGAGGAGAUAACCACCAAGGCCAGCCCUCCGGCGGGCAGCAGCAGUACUCCUCCGCUGCUCCCGGCGGAAGCUACUAUUUCCGGGAGUACUGAUUCCAAUAGUAACAACGGGCUGCUUUCUUCUUCGUCCUCUGUAUGCACUCCUUCAACUUCUCCGUCGUGGUGA
Linum tenue is the source of this 777-nucleotide messenger RNA. Lineage: Eukaryota; Viridiplantae; Streptophyta; Magnoliopsida; Malpighiales; Linaceae. The record is from the annotation of a GenBank genome assembly.